UCUCACAAAUCAAAUCAUUUGUAUGUGAUUUGUGGAUUCUCUACAGUCUCCUGCUCCUAACCAUAGAGCACAGCUUCAUAGAGUUUGUUUGUUCUGGGCUGCUAACCUCUAAAAUUAACAAUAAAUAUACAAUUAUGUCCUUAAAACGUAAAUGUGUAGCUUUGGCUCUUGCGUUUUUGAAUGAUGACGAUGUUUUUGAAGAAUUUAAUUCAUCUGAUGAUGAAACGGAAUAUACAAAUUCAAUUAUUAGCCAGUGUCGUAAUUUAAUCCAAGAGCAUAAGAAAAUGUGCAUCUCAAACAUCAACCCCGAACAUUCGAGAAUCUCGAUCACAGAGCAAUACUCUGAUGAAGAAAUAAUACGCAAUUUCAGACUGAGCCGUAGUAAGAUAAAUUAUCUUGUAGAUACUUUUUCUGAUAGCACUCUCUUCAAGGAUCUCUAUAGAAAUAAUUCUCGUGGAAAUAUUACACCAGAAAAACACAUAUUAACAUUUUUAUGGUUUGCUGGGCACCAUACAGCUUCAUAUCGAGAUGUAGCUGACAAAUUUAAUUUGUCUCUCAGUUCAUUACAUGAUGUAAUAACAAGGAUAAUGAUGUUCUUAAGUAAUGUGCUGGCUCUAAAUGUCAUUAAACUUCCAAGUUCGGAACAAAAACAAACUACAAUGAAUUUUUAUCAUGAAAAGAAUAAACUGCCCAAUGUCAUCGGUUGCAUUGAUGCCACUCAUAUAAAAAUUGAUAAACAAAAUGAACCGUCCGUUAAUUACUCCAACAGCCAACAAUAUUUCUCGCAUAUUUUACAGGCCGUAUGUAAUGAAGAGUUAAAUUUUUUAGAUAUUUAUGUAGGAUGUCCAGGGUCUGUUCACGAUGCAAAUGUUUUUAAAAGCUCAGCUUUAGACAUUGAUUUAGAGACAAUUUGCGAUGAUGGUGGAUAUCUAUUAGGUGACGAGGCUUAUCCAAAUUUACCAACAUUGCUGACACCUUACCAAGACCAUGGUAAUUUGACUUCAAGUCAAAUCUACUUUAAUUUGGUUCACAAUUCGUGCCGAUCAGAUAUUGACCAUGCAUUUCAACUAUUAAAGAAACGUUUCAAACAAUUGUAUCAUUUAAAAUUACGUGGGGACGAGCGCAUUUGUCACUUUAUAAGAGCAUGCUGCACUUUACAUAAUCUUGCAGAUAAGUCUGAUGAAACUAUAUUUGCUCAAGAAGAUGAUAUUGAAGACAAUCAACCGGAUUCUUUACAAAAUGAGGAUCCUCCAAAUAUUCGAGGAAACACAAUCAGAGAUGAAAUAUGUGUACAAUUAUUUCAACAUAACAAAUAAUUUAAAUGUAUAUUAUUUUAUAUUUAAAAUAUUAUAACACGUUAUGUUUAUACACUUACACAAACAAUUGAUCAUUUGAUGCCACAUAAGGGACACCAUUCUGUGGGCCCUUUCAACAGAAAGAUGCAAGCCUUCUAGGAGUUGUUGGUGCGACGAUGCCGAUUUUAUAGAUUACAAAUUCUUAAAAUGAUAUUCUGAUUACAUUUGGGAUCGUUAGUGACCAUAAGAGCCUGUAGCCAAGAGUAUGAAAUAAAGAUAGAGAUGCAUUGAUGUUUA
Molecule: messenger RNA, 1592 nt
Organism: Photinus pyralis (common eastern firefly)
Lineage: Eukaryota; Metazoa; Arthropoda; Insecta; Coleoptera; Lampyridae
Product: putative nuclease HARBI1
Exons: 5
Coding region: 135-1316 (393 amino acids)
Source: RefSeq, a predicted model, not a curated record